Aethalodelphis obliquidens (Pacific white-sided dolphin) is the source of this 2134-nucleotide messenger RNA. RefSeq names its product clusterin-associated protein 1-like. Lineage: Eukaryota; Metazoa; Chordata; Mammalia; Artiodactyla; Delphinidae. Gene Ontology annotation, biological process: cilium assembly. The record is from RefSeq and is a predicted model, not a curated record. Gene Ontology annotation, cellular component: cilium; microtubule organizing center; intraciliary transport particle B. The coding region runs from base 47 to 430 and encodes 127 amino acids. The transcript is spliced from 3 exons.
GAUUAAUCUUUCAGUUUUUAUUUCAUUUUUUUCUAGGCCAGCCUUUAUGGAUGAAUAUGAGAAGACUGAGGACGAAUUGCAAAAGCAGUAUGACAUUUAUCUAGAGAAAUUUCGAAAUCUGGCUUAUCUGGAACAGCAACUCGAGGAUCAUCACAGGAUGGAGCAAGAGAGGUUUGAGGAAGCUGAAAACACUCUCCGUCUGAUGCAGAACAAGCUAAAGGAGGAAGAAAAGCGACUGCUCAAGAGCAGAAGUUGGCCAGGAGUGCCUGAAGCAGCCCUAAAUGAUAAGCCUGCAUGGAGUUUAUCCUCUUCCGAGAGGCCCAGCACAGGUAAGAGCCUGGUUGGUUGGCUGCAUCCUGCUCUGCCCUGGACCAGGGCAUUAAGACCUUUCUCAGUGAUCUUGCUUUAUUCUUCUGAACUCCUACUUUAAUUUUGUGAUCCGUAGGUUUGGGAUCUCAUGAAGGACAGAGAUUCUCAUGAGUAUGUGUGAUUUAGUUUUUUUGGAAAAAUAAGUUCCGGUUUAAACCAACUUAAUGAAGGAAAGCGCUUAAUUUAGUAAUUUUUGAGCAAAGAAGUUAGGAAAAUAUUUACAAAGGACCAUUCUCAGUUCUAUUUAUCCUAAGCUUCUUAAGAUGCCCUGUGCUUCUUUGCUUUUCUGCACAUGUGGGAACAUUGCCCAGAGUAUUGGGAUAUAAAGGAGGAGAGAUAUAAAGGAAGACCUUCUGAACUUUUCUCCCAUCUGUGAAAGACUCCUCUGAACAGAAAAAUCUAAUAGUACAUAGAUGUGAAUCGGGGCAAGAAUUAGCAAAAUCCAAAAGCUGGAAGAGAGCAUCUUGUUCAGGCCACUCUGCAGGUAGCUGAUUCAACCCAGCAAAGCAUUAUUGAGUAUCUAUUCUGGGUGCUAAGGACAUACCAGUGGACAGCAGACAGGGAUCCUUGCCUUAAACGAUUUGAUGUGCUAAUGACAUGCUGGGGAACAAACAAUAAGCAAGCUGUUUGUGGAAGGUGAAAAAUGCCAUGGGGGAAAACGAGGAGCAGGUAAGGGGCAUAGGGAAGGUGUAAUAGAAUUGCAGUUUUAAAGAGGAGUCAGGGUAGACCUCACCAGGAGAUGCUGUUUAAACAAAGGCUAAAUCAGUAGAGCUGGGGAGAAGGGAGCUAUCAGAUGGGGAAAGUCCCAGCCUUUCUGUGAGAAACUCAGUGAGUUUUGCUGAGUGAGGAAAAGUAUGAACACAUGGGGCUGGAGCUGAGGCAGAUGAGAUGAGCUGGAAGGUGGGCCGUGUGCUUGAGGGGUUCACAUUUGAUGGAGACUGUCUUCUCUGUUAAGCAGGAGGUAAAGUCAUCUCAGAUUUCGCUUUGGGAUUUGGAGUAAGAGGUUUGAGGAAGAGAAAGUUUGAGUAAUUAGAGAUGGGAGAGUGCCAUAGGCCCCAGAGAUUAAAAAGGCAAAGUGCUCUGUUGGGAUGCCCUGUAAUAAAAGUCAAGGGCGACUCUUCACCUUCCCACCAUCCUUUUAAACCUCGUUGCUGGGGGUAAAUUUAUAACUGUAUCCUCGGUAGGAUUCAAGCACUGUAGCAUUAGGAACUUAAAGAAUCCUCUGAAUUUAUAAAAUGACCCAGGAAUUUCUAGAAAGCAACUGAGUAACCUUGCUGUGGUUCCAUUUUUGUGGUGUAGUGGAGAGAAGAUGUUCAUGCAUGUCAUGCACAUUUACCAUGUGCCUACUGUGUGACGGGUGUUGUGCCAGUGCACAGUGAUGGCAAAGGCGCUCAGGGAUCUCCACGUCUAGAACUGCACCAUCGGUACCUGGCCAUGAGCUGGUGUUCUUGGAGCACUUGAAACGUGGCUAGUCCGAAUCGAGAUAUGCUGUUUGUGGAGAAUAUACACCAGAUUUUGAAGACUUACUAUAAAAGUAGAGUAAAAUUACUCAUUAAUACUUUUCUAAAUUGGUUACUUUUUUUUGAAUUUUAUUUUAUUUUUAUACAGCAGGUUCUUAUUAGUUAUCCAUUUUAUACAUAUUAGUGUACAUAUGUCAAUCCCAAUAUCCCAGUUCAUCAUACUACUACCCCUCCCACCCGCCACGUUCCCCCCUUGGUGUCCAUACGUUUGUUGUCUACAUCUGUCUCUCAAUUUCUGCCCUGCA